Molecule: messenger RNA, 2306 nt
Organism: Synchiropus splendidus (mandarinfish)
Lineage: Eukaryota; Metazoa; Chordata; Actinopteri; Syngnathiformes; Callionymidae
Gene: lpcat3
Product: lysophosphatidylcholine acyltransferase 3
Exons: 13
Coding region: 88-1485 (465 amino acids)
Biological process (GO): lipid modification; phosphatidylcholine biosynthetic process
Cellular component (GO): membrane
Molecular function (GO): 1-acylglycerophosphocholine O-acyltransferase activity; lysophospholipid acyltransferase activity
Source: RefSeq, a predicted model, not a curated record
CCUUUAAAGGACGGUGGGGUGGGUGUCGGCGUGUGCUCCGAGAGUUCACUGAACCGUCGAGAGGAGACGUUUCCGCCCACAAGAAAGAUGGCGGCUCCCUUACUGGAGAAGCUGUCGGAGUCUUUAGGAUCUCCCGAACCCGCGGUUCGACUCAUUUUAUCCAUUUUAAUCGCGUAUCCUUGUGCUCUGGUGUAUCGCCGUUUCCUGUUUUAUCAGCCUGCACCCGUCAUCCACUUGUUCCACACGCUGUCUGGACUGGCUCUGGCCACAUUUAACUUUGCAGGAUCUCAGAUCUAUCACUCGGCAGUAUGCAUCCUGGUUCAGUUCCUGAUGCUGAGGCUCAUGGGAAGGACGGUAACAGCUGUCCUGAGCAGCUUCAUCUUCCAAAUGGUCUACCUGCUGGCAGGUUACUACUACACUGCCACAGGGGAGUACGACAUCAAGUGGACGAUGCCUCACUGCGUUCUGACACUAAAGCUCAUAGGUUUGUCGUUGGACUACUUUGAUGGCGCCAAGGAGCCGUCACAGCUGAGCCCUGAACAGAAGGACUCCGCCGUGCACACUGUGCCCUCCUUCCUGGAGGUCUGCGGUUUCUCUUACUUCUAUGGCGGCUUCCUGGUGGGGCCCCAGUUUACGCUACGCAGCUACCAGAGGCUGGUGGCCCGGGAGCUCACGGACCGCCCAGGACAGCCUCCGAACAGUAUGGUUCCAGCCAUGAAGAGGUUCGCCCUGGGCUUCGUCUGCCUCGUGCUGUUUGCCACAUUCAGCCCCUCAUUCCCAGACAGCUACAUGCUGACAGAAGAGUACAAGGCCCAGCCCUUCUGGUACCGCUGCGUGUUCAUUCUGCUGUGGGUCAAAAUCAUCCUCUACAAGUACGUCAGCUGCUGGGUGAUCGCGGAAGGCGCGUGUAUCCUCUCAGGCCUGGGCUACAACGGCGCGGAGGACGGGAAGCCCAAGUGGAACGCCUGCGCCAACAUGAAGGUGUGGCUGUUUGAGACCACGCCGCUCUUCUCAGGAACCAUCUUGUCCUUCAACAUCAACACCAACGCGUGGGCUGCCAGGCAUGUCUUCAAGCGCCUGAGGUUCCUGGGCAACAAGACUCUGUCGCACGUCGCCACGCUGAUGUUCCUAUCGAUAUGGCACGGGCUCCACUCGGGAUACUUCAUGUGCUUCUCCAUGGAGUUUAUCAUCGUCAUCGUGGAGAGACAGGCCCAGAGUCUGGUGAAGGACAGCCCAGCCUUGACCAAACUGGCCAACAGCCCCCUCUACCCAUUCAUCUAUGUAGUGCAGCAGCUGAUCCACUGGUUCUUCAUGGGCUACUCCCUGGUGCCCUUCUGCCUCUUCACCUACGACAAAUGGCUGCAGGUCUACUCCUCGGUCUACUUCUGCGGCCACGUCUUCUUCCUGCUGGCGUUCCUCGCCAUGCCGUACCUGCGACGGAUGCUGGUGCCAAGACAGGAGCGGAGCCAGAAAAAGCAGGAGUAAAUCCCGGUACCAAUGGUCGCCAUGAUUCAUAAAAGAGAACUGUCCGAUGAAGGGAACUGUGACUCAAGGAGCCGAAUGGAAAAUAUUUUUACGGCCUUUAGUAAGAUAAUAUAUAUAUAAAAAAAAAUGUCCAUGUAAAAAAAAAAAUAAAUCUAUAUAUUUUUGUGUUUUAAACAACAAGGGUGGUUUUAUAAACGUUCUGUGAAAUGUUUACAGGAAAUGACCAUCGUGCCACACCAGGUAUUUGUGAGCCAAUCAGGGGCCAUUUCCUGUUUUCUUUGCGGUUUUCGGGGAGGCACGCGGGACCUGUUGAACUUGAGACUUUAACUUGCUGUCGACACUGAAUUGCACUCAACGGCGGUGGGUUUGUGGGAACCCGUCUCUGACUCCGAUGUUUUGUCUUCAUGUGUGUUUCAUUGUUUCCGGUCUGGUGUCGAGCCGCAGGACGCAUGUUUAGUUGUUGUGAUCUCUCACGUCAUGUGGUUCCAAGCCUGAUUGUUCGUGGAGGACGGCUGCCUGUGGCAGAACAAGCGAUGUCGCUGACCCCUCCACCCUUCAUCCCCACCCCGCUGCUCUCCACCACCCAACGAAACAUGGCCUUGUAUCGAUGAAUGUUUUUAUGCUUCAAUUUGUGAUUUCAGAGACUUGAUUUUAUAAAACAGCUUUUAUGGACUAAAGAACAUUUUGUAGCUUUGUAAAACAUUUCACGGAAUAAGUUUUCGUUGUCCUCUGAAGAGUUGUAUUUUUGUUGUCUUCUGUUCGCCUCUGCUGUCUGUCUGAUCAACUUUGAAAUGGUUUAUAAAUGAUUGUCUUUUCUCUUU